Suillus bovinus is the source of this 429-nucleotide messenger RNA. RefSeq lists its product as uncharacterized. The record is from RefSeq and is a predicted model, not a curated record. The transcript has 5 exons. The coding region runs from base 1 to 429 and encodes 142 amino acids. NCBI's taxonomy places the organism in Eukaryota, Fungi, Basidiomycota, Agaricomycetes, Boletales, Suillaceae. Gene Ontology annotation, biological process: protein phosphorylation. Gene Ontology annotation, molecular function: ATP binding; protein serine/threonine kinase activity.
AUGACAAUGAUUCUCUAUCUAUGCCUUUUCAGUGUUCACUGGCCAAACUUAGAACACUUGGGAGCCUUGUCCACUGCCUUGUCUGUAACUCCAUUGGACUAUGGCUAUGACUUGGUGGAGUUUUUUGUUUUCACACAACAUGUGCAAUAUGUUAAGACCGGGAAAUUAGCAUUCAUAUCCAAUUAUCAAGGGAGCACGGCACUGUUAACAAACCCUCAGAUCCUGACCCACCCGUCUGUUAGUGAUGGGAGUGAUAUUUUUGGUGAUGGGAAUAUUGAGGCGGUUGUCAGCGAGUUUGAAAGUAAGCACAUCUGCAAUUUUUACUGUGAAUGGGUGGGGUUUGGGCUCGAACCAUUUGGGAAGAAAGAUGAAAGCCUUGAUGAAGCAGAGAGCACAUUGAAUGAGGUAGAGAGCAUGAACAUAACUUAG